Molecule: messenger RNA, 2253 nt
Organism: Adineta ricciae
Lineage: Eukaryota; Metazoa; Rotifera; Eurotatoria; Adinetida; Adinetidae
Source: the annotation of a GenBank genome assembly
AUGGACGGAGGUGAAACAUCGAUCUCUUAUCAAAACGACAGUCAAACAACGGCGGCGACGAUGGGGACAAUCGAUCCUCAACGCUCAUUUUACACAGUACCUGGAAUACUUCAUUUUUUACAGCAUGAAUGGACAAGAUUCGAAAUUGAAAGGCAACAAUGGGAAACGGAACGAGCAGAAUUACAAGCUCGAAUCGCAUUUCUUCAAGGCGAAAGACAAGGCCAAGAAAACUUAAAAAGUGCGCUCGUUAGACGAAUUAAAAUGCUUGAAUAUGCAUUAAAACAAGAGAGAUUGAAAUUUAACAAGCUAAAAUAUGGAAGUGAAAGUGUUCCAUUAGAAGACCAGAAACCAUCAUCAAAUGACGGACAAAUGGACGAUGAUGAAAACAAAGAAGAGUCGAAUUUAACAUUCGGUGGAAGUAGUGUUUCAUUCAAACAAGGCCGACAGUUACUUCGACAAUAUUUAAAAGAAAUCGGUUAUGUCGAUACGAUCAUUGAUAUCCGUUCAACGGCCGUUAAGAAACUACUAGGAAUCAAAAGUGAUACGAAUUUGAAUGGAAAUAAUGCAAUUAAUUCGCCGACACAAAAUGUCAACGGAGAUGUUAAAGCAACGAAUGAAUCCAAAAGAAUCAUUCCUAAUAUAAUCAAGAAUGCUUCAAACGAAUUCGAUAAAUCUCUCGCAUCAUUAGAUUUUCUCAAAGAAGAUCCUGCUGAUGAAGAAUCAGCUGAUGACCCGUUGGAUACGAAUCGUAUCCUACUGAAAUCUAACCAUGGUAAUCCAUCUAAUGCUAACCAUCUUAAUUCUGCGCUUGAACAACUCAAUGAUCUUGACAGCGAAGAAGCUGCUUUGCAUGAAUUUGACUUUCUUACCGGAGACGCUGCUACUGCCACGACUGGCUUAAGCAUCAAUGAGCUUAACUCAACUGGCACCGAUGAAUGGAAUGUGGAUCCAUCACGGAUCAAUCGUCUGAAAGAAGAAUACAAACGUGAUCGUCAAGUUAAACAGGCCUAUCAAUCAACUACGAUAACGAACGCCACAUCUGCAUCAAUUCGUAAAAGUCUUUUGAAUAAUGGAAGUGCUGAUAUUCCUUCGGACCAACGAUCAUUUCCCGAAGAAGAACAGAUUGACUCAAUGCUGUUUCGAAAUAGUAAAAACUUCAUGGGAGAAAACGCUAUGGAAGGUCUCGAUGAACUAGCACGUGUCACUGUGUCUAAUGAUAAUGAACCUCAAGAUGAUACAACGACCAGCGAUUCAGCGGAUUCUCGAAAGACUUGGAAUGUUAAAUAUGCUUUACGAAGCCAUUUGGAUGGAGUACGUUGUGUAGGGUUUCAUCCAGUUGAAUCCAUUGUUAUAACUGGAUCCGAGGAUCGGACAUUGAAACUAUGGAAUCUGGAGAAGUCUGCUAUGAUGAGAAAAUCGACAACAACAGCAACGCAAGAUCUUGAACCAGUUUAUACAUUUCGGCGGCAUACUGGUCCUGUUCUGUGUUUGGCAAUGAACCCAUCAGGUGAACAAUUCUACAGUGGUGGUCUGGAUUCGAUUAUUUCCGUUUGGAAUCUUCCCAAUCCCGAAAUAGAUUCCUAUGAUGCAUAUGAUUCAACUGUGUUAAACAAAGUGUUGGAUGGACAUACGGAUGCUGUUUGGCAGUUAGUGAUAUCCGGUCAAAAACUAUUGUCAUGUUCAGCUGAUAGAACCGUACGUUUAUGGGAUCCAAGUCUAUCUCAACCGUUACAAUCGACGUACUCUAGUGAAGGCAUUCCGAUAUCAAUUGAUUGGUUAAUGCAAGAUACAAACCAAUUUGUCGUUACUUAUGAUACAUUCAAAACUUGCAUCUACGAUACUGAAACUGGUAAAAUGUUGAGAGAACUGGUCAAUGACGAGAGUUCAUCUAAAGAUGCUAAUUAUCGUAUUAAUCGAUUAAUUAGUCAUCCGUCGCAGCCAAUGAUUAUCACGGCCCAUGACGACCGUAGCAUUCGAUAUUUUGAUAGUAAUUCUGGCCGUAUGAUCCAUUCAAUGGUCGCUCAUCUCGAUAGUGUAACUUGUCUAGUGAUCGAUCCUCAACAAACUUGUCUUCUUUCUGGCAGCCACGAUCGUUCAAUUCGUUUAUGGGAUUUCGAAAACAAAAACUGUAUUCAAGAAAUAACAGCACAUCAAAAGAAAAAUGAUGAAUCUAUACAUGAUAUUGCAUUUCAUUCCUCGAAACCAUAUAUGGCUAGUGUAGGAGCUGAUUCAAUCGCCAAAAUCUAUGCUUGA